Messenger RNA from Kwoniella botswanensis, 1041 nucleotides. RefSeq lists its product as uncharacterized. The transcript is spliced from 5 exons. The record is from RefSeq and is a predicted model, not a curated record. Lineage: Eukaryota; Fungi; Basidiomycota; Tremellomycetes; Tremellales; Cryptococcaceae. Bases 1 to 1041 code for a protein of 346 amino acids.
AUGAUAUCGAAAAGUAUCUUGGCUCAUCCGAUUUUAUCCCAGCCGUUUCUAUCGCUGGGCUUCACCUCGCUCUCCUUACUCCUACUAGUAUUGAUCCUCUUAUCUGUACCUGGACCUAUCAAGAGCCUGUAUUGGUUCUCAAUAAAGACUGAGGAUGGUGAAUCUCUAAGUGCAGGCGUACUGGGUUGGUGUAUGUCCAACACCAGUAACUGUACUUAUGCUCCUUUAUCCGAUAAUACUUACCUAUCAUCGAUGAUCAAUACUGGCGAGGCACUGUUAGUCCGUACGAUGCUACCAUUAUCAUGUUAUUGGAUGAUCGUCACUUUCCUGAUCUGGAUCGGUCUGACCGUCCUAAUUCCAAUCGAGGGAUACAAAAUCAAAAACCUAGAUUCGAUCAUCCGUCAUUUACGAUUUUCAAUCUUGGAGGCGUUCGUACUGUGUAUGAGUCUCUUUGGAAAUAUACUCGCAUGGUUGGCCUUUGGGCUUAGUAGGAAUGCAUUCGAGAGUAUAAAGAGGAAAGGAGGGAAACCAAAGAGUGGUAAUGCUAUGGAGACCACCGCUGUGGCAGCUUUCAUCUCGCUUCUAUCCCUCUUCUUCGCAAUCUGGGGCUUGCAUCUCCGUCUGAAAUCCGCUCAGAAACAAUGGAAAGAAGAAGCCGUGAUGGUUCGUCGACGAUCUAUGGCACUGUGUGUUAACGGUGUAGUCAAUCCCGAUAAUGCCGAUGUGCUCGGUGAGAGGGACGAAGCAAGGUUGGAAAAGAGGUUAUCAACCAUUUCAGGAGAUAGUUUCAGACUUGGAGGUGGAGCGUUGGAAAAUGGCAGAAAUAGUAUUUACAAAGCUACUUACCAACCCCAGCCUCAAGCUCAAUCGCAGUCUAGAUCUCAUUCUAGUAAUGGGCAUGGACAUGGUGAUCAAGAAGAACGAUUGAGUGAGGGGGAUGAUCACGAGGCCCAAACUCAGAAUCAAGCUCAGAUGGUCAGAAGGUUCUCACUGCACGAUUCACCAUACACCGCAGCAGCUGGAGCUGGCCACCCAAACUAG